AUGGCAGACAAACUAGAUAUCGAGGGCCUUCUCAAAGAGUCGAAGGCCGAGUACAGGCAACUCGGCAAGAGUGGCCUGCGUGUCUCGGUCCCAAUUCUUGGUGCUAUGUCCAUUGGGUCACGCAAGUGGCAAUCAUGGGUGCUUGAAGAAGAGGAAGCAUUACCACUCCUCAAGGCUGCAUGGGACAGAGGACUUACGACUUGGGAUACCGCCAACGUCUACUCCAACGGCGUCUCCGAAGAGAUCAUCGGCAAAGCGAUCAAGAAGUACUCCCUGCCCCGUGAUAAGCUCACCAUCCUAACCAAGUGCUUCGGUCCUGUCGGUGAAGACCCCGGUCUGCGAGGCAUAAACUUCAGCAAAGAGCUGCCUCAGCUGAAAGACUACACGAACCACCUUGGUCUCUCACGCCAGGCUAUCUUCAACGCUGUGAACGCAUCCCUCAAGCGUCUUGGCCUCGAAUAUAUCGACCUUCUGCAGAUUCAUAGAUACGAUAAGAACGUACCGAUUGAGGAAACAAUGGAGGCUCUGCAUGAUUUGGUGAAGAGUGGUAAGGUAAGGUAUAUCGGCGCGAGUAGUAUGUGGGCUGUGCAAUUUGCGCAGAUGCAAUUUGUCGCCGAGAAGAACGGGUGGACAAAGUUUGUGUCAAUGCAGAAUCACUACAAUCUCUUGUACCGGGAGGAAGAGCGCGAGAUGAUUCGCUUCUGUAACUCCACUGGCGUUGGCCGAAUCCCAUGGGCGCCUCUUUGCCGCGGUCAUCUCGCACGCCCCGCCUCAGCAUUUGGCACAACUACACGCUCCGAAGAUGAGAAGACAAACGGUACAAGUCUGUCCGGACACACCGAAGCCGAUCACAAAAUUGUUGAGCGCGUCGAAGAGCUGGCAAAGAAGCACGACUGGAAGAUGAGUCAUGUUGCGCUUGCGUGGAUCAACAAAAGAGUAACCAGUCCUAUCAUUGGGUUUUCGAGUGUUGAAAGGAUGGACGAGGCGCUUGAAGCGCGCGGGAAGGCAUUAAGUGAAGAUGAGGAGAAGUACUUGGAAGAGCUGUAUGUCACUAAGGAAAUCCAGGGUCACUCGUAG
Ascochyta rabiei is the source of this 1077-nucleotide messenger RNA. RefSeq lists its product as uncharacterized. The record is from RefSeq and is a predicted model, not a curated record. Lineage: Eukaryota; Fungi; Ascomycota; Dothideomycetes; Pleosporales; Didymellaceae. The transcript has 4 exons. The coding region runs from base 1 to 1077 and encodes 358 amino acids.